AAUGUAUUCCCCUAUUAAACUACCAUAUGGCAAGUAUCGUCAACGGUAUGGAAUUACGGCGUUGGCGGAUUUAGCAGGACUCUUAUGUAGUUGUUCUGACAAUUUCUCAAGCCCUUGCUGAUGUAGAAUUUACAUCUCAUACGAGAAUCAUUACGAAAGUCCUUACGAGCAUUGCCAUUGACACAUCGGGCAUUCAACUAUCUCCGUAGUUAACUAUCUCCGGUUGACAGAUUAGGAAAUACGGAUUUCGUUAGAACAGAUUUCGGACGAAACAGUUUGGUAUGAAAUAAUGGGCUGGUUAAACGAUAAGACAUAAACAAUUUAUUAAAAUAAUAACUACCCGUCGCUCAACAUGUCAUCACUCAAGCCAAUUAUCCUCUGGGGACAUAACUCGGGUCCCAACCCCUUAAAAAUCCAUAUUAUCCUCGAGGAACUUGAUAUCCCCUUUGAGCAUAAGAUAAUUGUAUGGGAAGAAAUGAAAAAAGAGCCUUUCAUCAAUAUCAACCCGAACGGAAGAGUACCAGCAAUUGAAGACCCGAACACCGGGAUCACUCUAUGGGAGUCGGGUGCUAUUAUUGAAUACAUCAUCGACAACUACGAUAAAGAGCACAAGCUAAGCUACGGUACUUCUCCCGAGAAGUACUUGAUCCAACAAUGGAUCGCCUUCCAGAUCUCAGGACAGGGGCCCUACUACGGUCAAGCCGUAUGGUUCUACCGGUUCCACCAUGAGAAGCUCCAGUCCGCAAUUGAUCGAUACGUCAAAGAGAUCGAGCGCGUAAGGAGUGUCCUCGACAUGCAUCUCUCUAAGUCGUCAUCCGGGUGGCUCGUCGGUGGUAAAAUGACAGUUGCGGAUCUCAGCUGGAUUAUGUGGGAGCAAAUUGCAACUUUCUUUAUUGGUUUGAUGGACAUCAAUCUGGAAGGUAAGUACCCGCACUAUGAUAUCUGGUAUAAGAAGUUGCUCGAGAGGCCUACCGUACAGAAGGUCUUAGCUAUCAGGACGGAAUGGCUUAUUCAGAAUGGGCUCAUUGCGGCAGAAGAUAUUGCCAAGCGGGCCUAAAGUAGAUAUAGCACACACGUACAUUUUAGGAUGACUCCGAUGGUGUUUUAUCAGAGGUUUAGAAUGUCUAUGUAGAUUUGAAUGAAACAAAGGAUAAUGGGUUUGAUUCUAUCUAUAAUAUUAAUAUAGUUAACUUGUGGUCA
Molecule: messenger RNA, 1200 nt
Organism: Daldinia decipiens
Lineage: Eukaryota; Fungi; Ascomycota; Sordariomycetes; Xylariales; Hypoxylaceae
Product: glutathione S-transferase
Exons: 4
Coding region: 353-1057 (234 amino acids)
Source: RefSeq, a predicted model, not a curated record